AAAGCAAAGGGCCUCCGGGGAGAAGGGACAGAAAGGAAAGUGAAACCUGCCCGGCCAGACUUUCGCUUUCGCUGCCUCCACGCACCACCCAGGUGGCCCUGCUGUCGCCCUUCGCGCUGGGGGCCCUGUCGCUGCGGGCCCAGAGCUGACCCCCAGCCCUGCAUCCCCGAUGGCCGGCGACCCCUGGCGGAGGGAGGAAGGGAAGGUCCCCGACGGCGACGGCGGACGACCCACGGCGGGGGCCGGGGGUCCCCUGCGGCUCCGUGACUGGCUGGUGUUGCAGGUCGAGAGCGGGAGCUACCCGGGGUUGCGCUGGGAGGACGAGGGCAAGACCCUCUUCCGCAUCCCCUGGAAGCACGCGGCCAAGCAGGGGUACCAGGCGCAGCAGGACGCGGCGCUCUUCAGGGCCUGGGCCAUACACAAGGGCAAGCACCUGGAGGGCACUGACAAGGAGGACCCCUCUACCUGGAAGACACGGCUCCGCUGUGCUCUCAACAAGAGUGUGGACUUCCGUGAGGUGCGUGAGCGCAGCCAGCUGGACAUCUCCAACCCCUACAAGGUCUACCAGCUUGUGUCGGACAGUGCCCAUGGCCCAGUUUCCAGGGCUAGUGCUUCCUCCGAAGAGGAGGGCGUUCUCCAGAGCCAGCAGGAGCCCCUUAGAGGAGUGAUGGAGUCCGCCUGCAGGACAGACCAGGCUGGCUCUGGAUUAGCCACCAAGGAUGAGGACAGGGAGCAGCCCCCCAGGCUGGCCCAGCAGGGCUCAUUGGCACCGGCUGCCUGGCUCCUAGGCCCUCUGGCUGACCACAGGUACCAGGCUCAGGACCCCUCACACUUCUGGAGCCCUUUGCCCUCUGAGGACUUCAGCAACCCCGAUUGCUGGCUGCACGUGCGACUGUUCUAUGGGGCGGAGCUGGUGCGGGAAGCCACCGCGCGCACAGAUGGUCGUCCAGAGCCCGAGUACCAGAUCCGUCUGUGCUUUGGCGAGGAGUACCCGGGCCCCCCAGACCAGCCCCAGGAGCGGCUCAUCAUGGCCCAUGUGGAGCCAGUCUUUGCCCGAGAGCUCCUCCUGUACGCGAAGCACCGCAACCACAGUGCCCCGGUGGCGGUGGCGAGGCCCCAGUCCCCACACCCCUGA
This is a messenger RNA of Myotis brandtii (Brandt's bat), 1135 nucleotides long. Its product is annotated as interferon regulatory factor 4-like. The coding region runs from base 170 to 1135 and encodes 321 amino acids. Gene Ontology annotation, biological process: regulation of transcription by RNA polymerase II; immune system process. Gene Ontology annotation, molecular function: DNA-binding transcription factor activity, RNA polymerase II-specific; RNA polymerase II cis-regulatory region sequence-specific DNA binding; protein binding. The transcript has 8 exons. Gene Ontology annotation, cellular component: nucleus. The record is from RefSeq and is a predicted model, not a curated record. Lineage: Eukaryota; Metazoa; Chordata; Mammalia; Chiroptera; Vespertilionidae.